AUGAACGAGUGCGACGUGGCUCUGUUGCUAUGUCAUAAAAGGAAGAGAGACGCGUGGAACACGGACGAGUCGGAAACGUGGGCGGAUCCGUCAAAACCUAAAAAACCAGCGUACGCGAAUGUAAUUUCGAAAAUAUCCAACACGCCGGUUAUUCAACAAAGGCAAUUGCUGUCAAAAUACGAUAUCGCGUUUAAAAAUUAUCAACCCAGCAUGCCAACCAUCGUCGAAGACGAAGAGGAGACUGACGCCCCGACGAUGUACGACGACGAACCCAUACGUUUGAUUGUUCAUUCAACUCAAUAG
This is a messenger RNA of Cinara cedri, 303 nucleotides long. The record is from the annotation of a GenBank genome assembly. Lineage: Eukaryota; Metazoa; Arthropoda; Insecta; Hemiptera; Aphididae.